AUGUAUCGUACUGGAAAGUCUUAUAUGAUGAACAAAUUGGCUGGCAUUCAAAAAGGUUUCGAGCUCAGUGCUGCUGUGCAAGCAAAGACCAAAGGUAUCUGGAUGUGGUGUGUCCCCCAUCCCACAAUGAAGGAGCACACGCUGGUCCUGCUGGACACAGAAGGUCUGGGGGAUGUCCGUAAAGGAGACAAGAAAAAUGACCUGAGAAUUUUUUGUCUGUCGGUCUUGCUGAGCAGCGUCCUGGUCUACAACAGCCGAGGAACCAUUGAUGAAGAUGCAGUUGAGAAGCUCCGGUAUCCUUCACAUUCCAGGGAGCUGGCUGAAAUGAUUAAGGUAAAAUCUAAUGAUAAUGAGAAUAACGAGGGGCAGUUCUCCAGACACUUUCCCGCAUUCAUCUGGGUGGUGAGAGAUUUCACCUUGAUGCUGGAGUUGAAUGGAAAGGAGAUCACAGAGGAUGAGUACCUGGAAAACGCUCUGCUACUUGAGGAACAGGAGAACUCAAAGAUACAAGAGCGCAAUCGGAGCAGAGACGCCAUUCGGAUGUAUUUCAACACCCGCAAAUGUUUUGCGUUUGACCUUCCAUCAGGAGAUAAAAACGUUCUUCAGAAGAUGGAUGAGGAAGAGCUCACCCCUAGCUUCAUGGCUCAGUGUCAGAAAUUCUGUGAAUACAUUUAUAAAAAUGCUGAAGUUAAACAUGUGGAUGACAUCAUACUCGUGUCUGGAGAAAUACUGGGGCAGCUAGUGUAUAAGUACACAGAAGCCAUCACUUCUUCCACUGCUAUGUGUAUGGAGGAUGUUGUGAUGAGUAUAUCAGAGAUGAAGAACAGGGCAGCUGUCCGGGAGGCAACUGAGCACUAUGAGAAGAUGAUGAGAGAGAGAGGACAAUUCCCCACUGAGACACUGGAAGAGUUUAUAGAGCUGAGCGCUAAAUUUGAGGAAGAAGCUCUUCAGAUGUUUACAGACAAGUCCUUCAAUGAUCUUGAACUUAAUUUCCAUGCACAGUUUAUGCGGAAUAUAGAGGAGAGAAAGAAAGAAUUUUCUAAAAUGAAUGAAGUGACAUCUCUCAAUUACUGUGAUCAUCUCAUCAAAAAGUAUUCUAAAAGCCUUGAGCAAGCCUUGCAACAAGACUUGUACUCCAAACCAGGCGGGUACCAGAAGUUCCAGGAGGAUAUGGCGAUGAUAGAGGAGAAAUACAACAGUGAACCAAGAAAAGGUGUAGAGGUGGGUAUUGGUGUCCAUGGCCGUGGAUAUGGGGGUACCACCAGUCCUCCUGUAUGGGGCCCAGGCCAGCAAGGGGGCCCAGGCAGCUGGGUGAAUCAGAUGUGGGCAGGGGGGGGGGGUGAUUGGCACUGGGGGGGGCAAUUACUGUAA
This is a messenger RNA of Staurois parvus, 1371 nucleotides long. Lineage: Eukaryota; Metazoa; Chordata; Amphibia; Anura; Ranidae. The record is from the annotation of a GenBank genome assembly.